AUGAGCAAGGCUCGCUCAUCCCGCCUGGGCCUCACCCCUGGUGGCUUCGCUGUCCUUGUUAACAAGCAUAAGCCAUGGAUUGAAACAACCUAUCAUGGUAUAGUUACAGAAAAUGACAACACGGUGCUCUUGGACCCUCCUCUAAUAGCCCUGGACAAGGAUGCACCUCUGCGUUUUGCAGAGAGUUUUGAGGUGACAGUCACCAAAGAAGGUGAGAUUUGUGGAUUUAAAAUUCACGGGCAGAAUGUUCCCUUUGAAGCAGUGGUAGUGGAUAAAUCCACUGGUGAGGGAAUCAUACGCUCUAAAGAGAAGCUGGACUGUGAACUGCAGAAGGAUUACACCUUCACCAUCCAGGCCUAUGACUGCGGGAAAGGACCAGAUGGAGCCAAUGCAAAAAAAUCCCACAAAGCAACAGUUCAUAUUCAGGUGAAUGAUGUUAAUGAGUAUGCUCCUGUGUUCAAAGAGAAGUCCUAUAAGGCAACAGUAAUUGAAGGGAAGAGGUAUGACAACAUCCUGAAAGUGGAAGCAGUGGAUGCAGAUUGUUCACCUCAGUUCAGCCAGAUUUGCAGUUACGAAAUUGUAACUCCGGAUGUACCUUUUGCUAUUGACAAAGAUGGUUAUAUAAAAAACACAGAAAAAUUAAACUAUGGUAAAGAACAUCAGUAUAAACUGACAGUAACGGCGUAUGACUGUGGGAAGAAGAGAGCUGCUGAGGAUGUCUUGGUUAAAAUUAGCAUUAAGCCUACGUGCAAGCCUGGCUGGCAAGGUUGGAGCAAAAGAAUUGAAUAUGAGCCUGGAACUGGUUCCUUAGCUCUCUUCCCUGGGAUGCGUUUGGAAACCUGUGAUGAGCCAAUAACCUCCAUUGAAGCAACAGUUGAACUGGAAACCAACCAUAUUGGUAAAGGCUGUGAUAGAGACACCUACUCUGAGAAAUCCAUUCACAGACUCUGUGGUGCUUCUUCUGGCACAAUUGAGCUGCUUCCCCCUCCAAGUAGUGCUGCUAACUGGACAAUAGGACUUCCUACUGAUAAUGGUCAUGACAGUGACCAAGUCUUUGAAUUUAAUGGCACACAAGCUGUGAAGAUUCCAGAUGGUGUUGUCACAGUCAAUCUGAAAGAGCCCUUCAUGAUUUCAGUAUGGAUGAGACAUGGGCCUGGGACCAAAGAGAAAGAGACAAUUCUGUGCAAUUCAGACAAGACAGAUAUGAACCGGCACCACUACACGCUCUACAUCCACAACUGCCGGCUGGUUUUCCUCUUCCGCCAAGACCCUUCAGAGGGAAAAACAUACAAACCUGCUGAGUUUCACUGGAAACUUAAUCAAGUGUGUGACAAGGAGUGGCAUCACUAUGUCCUCAAUGUGGAAUUCCCUACAGUGACUCUGUAUGUAGAUGGGGUUUCCUAUGAUCCUUUCCCAGUGACUGAGGAUUACCCACUCCAUCCUUCAAAGAUAGAAACACAGCUGGUAGUUGGAGCAUGUUGGCAAGAAUAUACAGGAAAUGAAAAUGACAAUGAAACUGUGCCUGAGACCUCUGCAGGUGGUGAACUCCAGAUGGCUCAGUUUUUCCGAGGCAAUCUGGCAGGUUUGAUGAUUCGUUCUGGAAAACUGGAAAACAAGAAGGUGAUAGAUUGUCUGUACACCUGCAAGGAGGGACUGGAUCUGCAAAUGGCUGAUGGUGUUGGCAAAGGAGUGAAGAUCCACAUGAACCCAAGUCAAUCAACACUGACUUUGGAAGGGGAUGAUAUUGACAGGGUUGACAAGGCCAUGCAGCACAUUUCCUACCUGAACUCCCGGCAGUUCCCAACACCUGGGAUUCGGAGGCUUAAAAUCACCAGUGUGGUCAAGUGUUUCAACGAAGAGGCCUGUGUCUCCAUUCCUUCUGUGGAGGGGUAUGUCAUGGUCUUGCAACCAGAGGAACCAAAGAUCAGCCUCAGUGGCAUCAACCAUUUUGCCCGCUCAGCUUCAGAGUUUGAGAGUCCCGAGGGUGUUGCCCUCUUCCCUGAGCUUCGCAUCAUCAGCACUAUCACCCGGGAGGUGGAGCCAGAGGGGGAUGGAGAUGAGGAUCCCACAGUCCAAGAGUCUUUGGUGUCUGAAGAGAUCAUGCAUAACCUGGACACAUGUGAGGUGACAGUGCUUGGAGAGGAACUCAAUCAGGAACAAGAAAGCCUGGAGAUUGACAUGACACGGUUACAGCAGAAGGGCAUCGAGAUGAGCAGCUCCAACCUGGGCAUGAUAAUCACAGGGGUUGACACUAUGGCUAGUUAUGAAGAAGUUUUGCAUUUGAUACACAAAAGAAACUGGCACACGCCUGGUGCUGCCAUCUUUGACAGGAAGUUCAAAUUAGUCUGUUCUGAGCUUAAUGGACGUUACGUCAGCAACGAGUUUAAAGUGGAGGUGAAUGUGAUCCACACAGCUAACCCAGCUGAACACGCAAACCACAUCGCUGCACAGCCACAGUUUGUUCACCCCGUGCACCACACGUUUGUUGAUCUCUCUGGGCACAACUUGGCCAACCCUCACCCCUUCUCAGUUGUUCCAAGUACAGCUACUGUUGUGAUUGUUGUUUGUGUCAGUUUCCUGGUUUUUAUGAUUAUUCUGGGAGUGUUCCGAAUCCGAGCAGCGCAUCAGAGAACGAUGCGUGACCAGGACACUGGGAAGGAAAACGAGAUGGACUGGGAUGACUCUGCUUUGACCAUCACUGUGAACCCCAUGGAGACUUAUGAGGAUCAACAUAGCAGUGAGGAGGAAGAGGAGGAAGAGGAAGAAGAAAGUGAGGAUGGAGAAGAAGAUGACAUCACAAGUGCAGAGUCUGAAAGUAGCGAGGAAGAAGAGGGAGAGCAGGAGGAGGACCAACAGAAUGUUAACAGACAGCAACAGCUGGAAUGGGAUGACUCUACCCUCAGUUAUUGAUUCUAGCUGUUCCCUUUGUCUUGUUUCUGCUCUAGAAGACUCCACUGUCGCACACUCCAUUGUUACCAAAGGAUUCAUGGUGUUUAAAAAAAAAAUAAUCAAAAAAAAAAGAGUCAUUCUGGCCAGUAGGUUGAACCCACAGCCACCCUGUUUUUGUGUUUGUCAGCUAGUUCUGAUGCUGUCUCUAGAGCUGUAGUUAGCACCUCUUUUCUUUCAGCCAUGCCUCAGUGACUGGAUAUAUUUUUUUUUAUGCUCUGUGAGGACCCACCUUGCACUUUUAUCUUCAUGUCAUCUCAGCUCAGUGACUCUACAGAUCUGUAGCCAUUGCACAUGAAUUUCUGAACUGUCUUUUUUUUUUUUUUCUCAGUGAAACAAACCUGGCUUUGUUCCUUCUUCUCUUUCUAAAAGAUGCAAAGAUUGCUUGUUGACAAAGGGUCAAGCUGCUCAUUUCAACCUGUUGAUUUAACUUUUUUUUCCCCCCAAAUUAGUGCAUGUGUAAAGUGGCAGAAUGAGGUUAAUAUGUAGAAGAUUAACAGACUUUUUAAUAUUUUGUAAAUAUAUUGGAAUUAUGUAAUUAUGUCAUUUGUGGUAGU
Messenger RNA from Chaetura pelagica (chimney swift), 3503 nucleotides. It is a transcript of the gene CLSTN1, whose product is annotated as calsyntenin 1. Gene Ontology annotation, molecular function: calcium ion binding; kinesin binding; amyloid-beta binding. The record is from RefSeq and is a predicted model, not a curated record. The coding region runs from base 1 to 2910 and encodes 969 amino acids. Gene Ontology annotation, biological process: positive regulation of synaptic transmission; positive regulation of synapse assembly; homophilic cell-cell adhesion. Lineage: Eukaryota; Metazoa; Chordata; Aves; Apodiformes; Apodidae. Gene Ontology annotation, cellular component: cell surface; postsynaptic membrane. The transcript is spliced from 20 exons.